AUGGAAGAGGAUCAGGAGCUAGAGAGAAAAAUACAUGGAUUGAAGACCUCCAUGGCCGAAGGCGAGAGGAAGACUGCCCUGGAGAUGGUCCAGGCAGCAGGAACAGAUAGACACUGUGUGACAUUUGUCCUGCACGAAGAGGACCACACGCUAGGAAAUUCGCUCCGUUACAUGAUCAUGAAGAACCCGGAAGUGGAGUUCUGUGGUUACACUACGACCCAUCCUUCAGAGAGCAAGAUUAAUUUACGCAUUCAGACGCGAGGUGGUCUUCCGGCUAUUGAGCCUUUUCAGAGAGGCCUGAAUGAGCUCAUGACUGUCUGCCAGCAUGUGCUUAACAAGUUUGAGGCGAGCGUAAAGGACUAUAAGGACCAAAAAGCAAGCAGAAAUGAACCCACGUUCUAG
Molecule: messenger RNA, 402 nt
Organism: Orycteropus afer afer
Lineage: Eukaryota; Metazoa; Chordata; Mammalia; Tubulidentata; Orycteropodidae
Product: DNA-directed RNA polymerases I and III subunit RPAC2
Exons: 2
Coding region: 1-402 (133 amino acids)
Biological process (GO): DNA-templated transcription
Cellular component (GO): RNA polymerase I complex; RNA polymerase III complex
Molecular function (GO): DNA binding; protein dimerization activity; DNA-directed RNA polymerase activity
Source: RefSeq, a predicted model, not a curated record